AUGAAUAAUCUUUACACAUUGAAAUUUACAUGGGAAAUAAAUCUAUACGUCACAGUUCUCAACAGCGCCUCUCAAAUACUCUUUUUCUUUGUUCUAUUAUUGUCAUUGUAUGUGAAUAAAAAUAAUAUUAGUAACCCCAUGUAUAAAAGAAAGGUAAAUGAAAAUGAGUGCGAUAAAGAAUCGGAUAAAUUUCAUGUUAUAGAACAAGUAAAGGAUCUUAUGGAAAUGUUCUAA
Messenger RNA from Plasmodium fragile, 234 nucleotides. RefSeq lists its product as uncharacterized. NCBI's taxonomy places the organism in Eukaryota, Apicomplexa, Aconoidasida, Haemosporida, Plasmodiidae. Bases 1 to 234 code for a protein of 77 amino acids. The record is from RefSeq and is a predicted model, not a curated record. The transcript has a single exon.